AUGCGCGGCCGCGAGCUGCCGCUCGUCCUGCUGGCGCUGGUCCUCUGCCAAGCGCCCCGGGGACCGGCCGCUCCGGUGCCGGCGGCGGGAGACACCGUACUGGCCAAGAUGUACCCGCGCGGCAACCACUGGGCGGUGGGGCACUUAAUGGGGAAAAAGAGCACAGGAGAGACCCCACAUGUUUACGAGGGAGGGAGCCUGAGGCAGCAGCUGCAGGAGUACCUUCUGUGGCAAGAAGCUGCAAGGAAUUUGCUGAGCCUCAUAGAAGCGAAGGGGACCAGAAGCCAUCAGUCACCUCCAAGGGAAUCCCCUGGAGAUCACCAGUCUACUUGGGAUUUCAAGAUUAGAAGCAGCUUUGAAGAUGUAGGUUCAAGACACAAAGUAGGUUCUCUCUCUGCUCCAGGUUCUCAACGUGAAGGAAGGAGCCCCCAGCUGAACUGA
Molecule: messenger RNA, 441 nt
Organism: Pteropus alecto (black flying fox)
Lineage: Eukaryota; Metazoa; Chordata; Mammalia; Chiroptera; Pteropodidae
Gene: GRP
Product: gastrin releasing peptide
Biological process (GO): neuropeptide signaling pathway
Molecular function (GO): neuropeptide hormone activity
Source: RefSeq, a predicted model, not a curated record